AUGCGUGAGAUCAUCAGCGUCAACGUCGGCCAGGCUGGUUGCCAGAUCGCCAACUCGUGCUGGGAGCUCUACUGUCUCGAGCAUGGUAUUCAGCCCGAUGGAUACCUGACGGACGAGCGCAAGGCCGCCGACCCCGACCAGGGUUUCAGCACUUUCUUCUCCGAGACAGGUCAGGGAAAGUACGUCCCUCGAACAAUUUACUGCGAUCUUGAGCCGAACGUCGUCGACGAGGUCCGCACCGGCCCAUACCGAAGCCUGUUCCACCCCGAGCACAUGAUCACCGGCAAGGAGGAUGCUUCCAACAACUAUGCCCGUGGCCACUACACCGUUGGAAAGGAGCUUAUCGAUGGCGUCCUCGACAAGAUCCGCCGCGUUGCCGACGCCUGCGCCGGCCUCCAGGGUUUCCUGGUCUUCCACUCGUUUGGUGGUGGUACCGGCUCUGGUUUCGGCGCCCUUCUCAUGGAGCGCCUGUCCGUCGACUACGGCAAGAAGAGCAAGCUGGAGUUCUGUGUCUACCCUGCUCCUCAGACGUCCGUCGCCGUCGUUGAGCCUUACAACUCGAUUCUGACCACCCACACCACCCUGGAGCACGCCGACUGCUCCUUCAUGGUCGACAACGAGGCCAUCUACGACAUCUGCCGUCGCAACCUCGGGCUUGAGCGUCCCAACUACAUCAACCUGAACCGCUUGAUUGCUCAGGUUGUUUCUUCCAUCACCGCUUCCCUGCGUUUCGACGGAUCCCUGAACGUCGACUUGAACGAGUUCCAGACCAACUUGGUGCCAUACCCGCGUAUCCACUUCCCUCUGGUCGCCUACGCGCCCGUUAUCUCCGCCGCCAAGGCCGCCCACGAGUCCAACUCCGUCCAGGAAAUGACCAUGUCUUGCUUCGAGCCCUACAACCAGAUGGUCAAGUGCGACCCCAGGAACGGCAAGUACAUGGCUACUUGCCUGCUGUACCGUGGUGACGUCGUCCCCAAGGAUGCCCACGGUGCGGUGGCCACGCUCAAGACCAAGCGCACCAUUCAGUUCGUCGACUGGUGCCCUACUGGGUUCAAGCUUGGUAUCUGCUUCCAGCCCCCUGAGCAGGUGCCCAACGGCGAUCUCGCCAAGGUCGACCGUGCUGUGUGCAUGCUCUCCAACACAACUGCCAUUGCUGAGGCCUGGUCCGCUCUGUCCGCCAAGUUCGAUCUCAUGUACUCCAAGCGCGCGUUCGUCCACUGGUACGUUGGUGAGGGUAUGGAGGAAGGUGAAUUCUCGGAGGCCCGGGAAGAUCUUGCUGCUCUUGAGCGCGAUUACGAGGAGGUUGCUACCGACUCCAUGGGUGACGAGGGCGAUGUCGAUAUUGAGUACUAA
This is a messenger RNA of Diaporthe citri, 1353 nucleotides long. RefSeq lists its product as uncharacterized. Lineage: Eukaryota; Fungi; Ascomycota; Sordariomycetes; Diaporthales; Diaporthaceae. The coding region runs from base 1 to 1353 and encodes 450 amino acids. The record is from RefSeq and is a predicted model, not a curated record. Gene Ontology annotation, molecular function: structural constituent of cytoskeleton; GTP binding. The transcript is spliced from 7 exons. Gene Ontology annotation, cellular component: spindle; nucleus; microtubule. Gene Ontology annotation, biological process: mitotic cell cycle; nuclear division; microtubule cytoskeleton organization.